Molecule: messenger RNA, 2667 nt
Organism: Elaeis guineensis (African oil palm)
Lineage: Eukaryota; Viridiplantae; Streptophyta; Magnoliopsida; Arecales; Arecaceae
Product: proline-rich receptor-like protein kinase PERK8
Biological process (GO): protein phosphorylation
Molecular function (GO): protein kinase activity; ATP binding
Source: RefSeq, a predicted model, not a curated record
CCUUCUUGGAGAUUUGAGCAAUCUGCUAAAGUUACGAGAUUUGAGAAAUCUUAUCUUUGGAGGAGAAUGCAGGUCUCAGUCAUUCCCUCCGGAGUUUUUUGAAGCUCGUCUUUGGUUCUAGCAAGGAGUUAGACCUUUGAAAUUAGGCAGCACAGGUGAUCAUGGCAUAUUACACCCUUCCUUCUAAUUUAGCACCUUCGCCACCGCUGUCUAUUGCUCAUUCCCCACCACCAACAUCAUCCUCCCUUUCUCUUCCUCCAACUUCUCCACCCCAAGCUCAGCCCGGCACCGACUCCGAACCUUCCAACCCCUCCCAAUCUUCAUCACCACCUCCCGCUUCCAAUGCACCUUCCAACCCCUCCCAAUCUUCAUCACCACCUCCCGCUUCCAAUGCACCUUCCAACCCCUCCCAAUCUUCAUCACCACCUCCCGCUUCCAAUGCACCUCCCCCUUCGUCUCCUCAGCCGCCACCACCGCCUCUUCCAACUUCACCGCCGCCAGCUUCUCAACCACCUUCUGCCUCGCCGCCCCCACCAUCUGCCACUCCCCCUCCUCCAAUUUCCUAUCCUGCACCACCUCCCAUCAGUCCUCCACCAUACGCCUCUUCCUAUCCAUACUUAUCGCCUCCACCGCCCUACACUCCCCCGCCAACUCCUACAUUGUCGCCGCCGCCGCCACCUUCCGCCAUCCCUCCUGCAAUUUCUCCUCCACCACAUUCAUCUCCAUUAUCGCCUCCGCCGGCUCCUCCUGUCUCUCCUCCACCACCCAUUGCCAUCCCUUCUCCAUCACCUGCCAAUUCUAAAUCAUCACCACCACCACCGCCGCCAUUGGAUCAACCACCUAAGAAUCCAUCCCCGCCACCAUCAUCAGCCGAACCGCCAAUAUAUUCUUCCCUGCCGCCGCCAUUGGCUAAACCACCCAAAUGUUCGCUUCCACCACCAGUUUUACCAUCUCCUCCCCCUUCGGAGCCUCCAACUCCACCUAUCAGUCCAGCAGCUCCACCACCUAAAAGUCAACCAACUCCUCCUCCUUCUCCUCCUGCUUCACCUCCUCCGAGCAAUCCGUCCAGAAGUACGACUCCCUCUGCUCCAGAUAUACCAUCUCCUUCCACCCCUACUAGUCCUCCACCCUUACCUUCACCCUCUCGUCCAUGGGCUCCACCUGCCACUCCAAAUUCACACGCUCACUUGGGACACCAAAAUAACGAUUCACCUAAAAGCAACACGACUGGCGUCGGCCCUGUUGCGACAAUUGCUGUGGUAGCCGGUCUUGUGAUGCUUACUUUCGUUGGAGCAGCUGUGUGGUUUGUGAAGAGGCGUAGAAAACCUGAGGUUGUGCUUGCUGUAUAUCCUGGAGGCUUUCACAUGGUUUCCCCAGCUAGAUCUUCACCAUUGUCAGAUGCAUCAUAUGCGAGAUCCCCGAUAUAUUCUCUUGUGAAACACAGUUCGGGAAGCUAUGGGUUCAUGUGCUCACCAUCAGACCCAGGGUUAGGCAGAUUGUGGUUUUCGUUCGAACAGCUAUCAGCAUUUACGAAUGGCUUCUCAAAUCAGAAUCUUUUGGGUGAAGGUGGCUUUGGUUGUGUAUACAAAGGAUGCUUGCCUGAUGGAAGAGAAGUGGCUGUGAAACAGCUCCAAGUUGGAGGUUCACAGGGGGAGCGUGAGUUUAAAGCAGAAGUUGAGAUUAUUAGCCGUGUACAUCAUCGCAAUCUUGUUUCACUCAUAGGGUACUGCAUAUCAGAGAACCACCGAUUGCUGGUCUACGAUUUUGUACCUAAUAAUACACUUCAUUAUCAUCUUCAUGCGAAAGGAAGACCAGUUAUGGAUUGGGCAACAAGGAUUAAGGUUGCUGCUGGGGCAGCUCAUGGAAUAGCAUACCUGCAUGAGGAUUGUCAUCCUCGGAUUAUUCAUAGAGAUAUAAAGUCGUCAAAUAUUCUACUAGAUAACAACUUUGAAGCUCAGGUGUCUGAUUUUGGACUUGCAAGGUUAGCUAUGGAUGCUCAGACACAUGUGACUACACGUGUAAUGGGGACCUUUGGGUAUCUGUCUCCAGAGUAUGCAUCAACUGGCAAGUUAACUGCUAAAUCUGAUGUUUAUUCUUUUGGCGUUGUUCUUUUAGAGCUUAUCACUGGACGAAAGCCUGUUGAUACAUCACAACCUUUGGGAGAUGAAAGUCUUGUUGAAUGGGCUCGGCCAUUGCUAAUUCAAGCACUUGAAGAUGGAGAUUUUAGAGAUUUACCAGAUCCCAGGCUUGAAAACAAUUUUAAUGAAAGUGAGAUGUUGCAUAUGAUUGAAGCAGCAGCUGCAUGCAUUCGUCAUUCAGUAGCUAUGAGGCCUCGAAUGGCACAGGUUGUAAGAGCUCUAGAUAAUUCAGCUGACUUAGAUAUAAACAAUGGUGUCAAACCGGGUCAAAGUGAAAUUAUCAAUUCAGCACAACAGUCUGAAGAAAUUAGAAUAUUUCAGAGGAUGGGACGUGGUCAGGAUUACAGCAGUGAUUACAGCCAAGCUAGCUGAGGUGUAGGAGCGAUUUGUGAACAAGGUUCCUUUUGCCCUUAACAUCAUGCUUUUUCCUUAAACGAUUGUCUAUGUAAUUAUUCUUUCCAACAUAUGUUGAUAAUUUUCCAUUAUUCUUUCUUAACCUGAAUAAAUCUUUUUUUUACCUUUUGCAAAU